Messenger RNA from Trematosphaeria pertusa, 624 nucleotides. Its product is annotated as P-loop containing nucleoside triphosphate hydrolase protein. Gene Ontology annotation, biological process: small GTPase-mediated signal transduction. The transcript is spliced from 2 exons. Gene Ontology annotation, molecular function: GTP binding; GTPase activity. NCBI's taxonomy places the organism in Eukaryota, Fungi, Ascomycota, Dothideomycetes, Pleosporales, Trematosphaeriaceae. The coding region runs from base 1 to 624 and encodes 207 amino acids. The record is from RefSeq and is a predicted model, not a curated record.
AUGGAUCCUUCCUUACCCCCUCCAGAGGUCACUGUUCUUCUGCUCGGCGACCCAGACGUGGGUAAAUCGACUUUCUUAUCCCGUCUCACCCUCGGUGUCCGCCCGCACAACGAUGACCUCCCUCCCUACUCGCUCCCCACCCUCCGCGAUAGCGACCAGCCCUUCACCUUCAACAUCUCCCUCUACAACCGGCCCUACACGCUCUCCUUCUACGACACCGCCUCGCCCACAUCCUACACGCUCAUACAGCCCUCCUUCAUAAUCCUGUGCUUCGACAUAUCUCGGCGCAGCACCCUAAACUCUCUCCGCGAUAGAUGGAUGCCGAUAGUCAAUAGCCACUUCAACUACGAUGAAGCGCUGCCUGUGAUGGUUUUGGGGCUGAAAAGAGACCUGAGGACUGAAUGGACGGAGGAGGAGAAGAGGGAUGGAGGGAGAGGGGAGAGCGUGAUGCCGCAGGAGGGCUUGGGUAUGGCGCAAGAGGGGCUGUGCGACAGGUAUGCGGAGUGUAGUGCGGUCACCGGAGAGCUGUGUAGGGAGGUGCUGGAGGAUGUGGCGAAGACUUGCGCGAAGACGACGACAGAGAAGGGGGCGAAGAGCCAGCCGACAAGCUGUGUGGUUAUGUAG